AUGACUGCCGAUCAGGCUAACGGAGGUGACUCACGGCCGGUGUUCUUCUUUGACAUUGACAACUGUCACCUCGAUCUUACUACGGAAGAUGCGCAUAUGCUGCACCAGAAAUACUACAGGGAGUACGGCCUUGCCAUUGAAGGGUUGACUCGCCACCACAAGAUCGACCCGCUCGAGUUCAACGAAGAGGUGGACGAUGCUCUUCCCCUCGAUACAAUCUUGAAGCCAAACCCCAAAUUGCGCACUCUGCUAGAGGCCUUGGAUACCAGCAAAGUGAAGCCUUGGUUGCUCACUAAUGCGUAUGUGAGCCAUGGAAAGCGAGUGGUAAAGCUGUUGGGUAUUGAAGAUCUGUUUGAGGGUAUCACGUACUGCGACUAUGCCCAGUUGCCGUUGGUUUGCAAACCGAGCCAGGAUAUGUAUGCAAAGGCAGAGAAGGAGGCUGGGGCUCCCAGUACUGAGUCGUGCUACUUCGUCGAUGAUUCAUAUCUCAAUUGCAAGCAUGCAGCGGCCCGAGGUUGGUCAACUGCUCACUUUGUGGAAGAGGGAGUCGAGAUUCCUCGCGUCCCAGCAUCAAAGUAUAUGAUCUCAAACCUUGAGGAGCUACAUAUAUCACCUGGCACGGUGAUCACCUUGACCGACGGACGACAGGCCAUCGUGCGGUUCAUUGGCAGCACUCACUUCGCAGUUGGAGAUUGGAUAGGCGUUGAAUUGACAGACGCUACGGGCAAGAACGAUGGCGCAGUCCAAGGAGAGCGAUACUUUGAUUGCGAACCAGGUUAUGGCAUGUUCAUCCGACCGACAGCCGUGGGCGCGGUUUUACAGCAAGCUCCGCGGGAGAGUAAACAAAGGGCUAGAGCCGGUACCAAUGCAACUGCCGGCAGACCAUCGAUCUCAACAGCUGCAAAAAAGCCACCUGGAGUACCACCGAGUGCGAUUAAAAGACAGAGCGUCAAUGCAUCUACUCCCACCCCGGCUGGGAAGAUGGCCCCCCGGUCGUCUCUAAGGUCUCCAACGAAAUCCCCAACGAAACAGCUAUCCUCGGGCGCCCCUGCUCGUCCUUCGAUGGGUGGUACUUCGCGCACUUCCACCGUGGCAUCUAAUCGACCUCGGCCAGCACCUACCACCCGACCCUCAGUCGGCCCAUCCUCAACCUCGGCAUCAACACCCAGGUCCUCUCGUACAUCUGUGUCUGGCUCGGCUAGGACUUCGCGACCAGGAUCUCAAACCAACGUAUCAGCGCCCGGAUUAUCGAAACGGCCCUCCCUACGCCAGGUUGUCCCUACAAAAGUGUCAGAUGGGGGGGAAACAGCAACAAGAGAUCCAUCGGAAGAGCCAACGGAUGUUGAAUCUCCAGAUAACGAAGAUGGUCAACAGGGUUCCGAGAUGGCACUCCCGCCCGCGGCUAGGUCCUCUCGCCAGUCCAUGGCUGCCACGCGCUCUACGGCCCCUCGGCCUGGACCUACAAUGUCCACGACUCAGCGCCCGGGGCAAAGCGCUGCUGUCAAUCGAGAGCUGGAGGAGCUUCAAACUAAGCUCCGCGUAAUGGAGAAAAAGCGGACUGACGAUCGUGAAAAGAUGAAGGCCCUCGAGCAGCUGCAGUCUGAGCGUGAUAAAUUCGAAUCUAUCAUUCAAAAGUUGCAGGCGAAAUAUCAGCCCCAGCAAAUGGAAAUUACGGAUUUGCGCAAGAAACUGAGGGAUACUGAGGCUCGUUUGGAGGAAGUCGAACGGAUGCAGGCUGAGCAUGAAUCUCUCAUGGAAAUGGCGGGUCUCGACAGGGAGAUGGCAGAAGAAACCGCCGAUGCCUUCAAACACGAAUGCGAAGCGCUGCGGUCUAAGAUGGAAGAGCUUCAAUUAGAGGUCGAGGUUCUCCGCGAGGAGAAUGAAGAGUUCAGCCAAGUCACAAGCCCCGAGGAGCGAUCUAGCCAUGGAUGGCUGCAAAUGGAGAAAACCAACGAACGCCUUCGCGAGGCUCUUAUCCGACUACGCGAUAUGACGCAGCAGCAAGAAUCAGACCUGAGAGACCAGAUCAAGGAAUUAGAACAAGACCUUGAAGAGUACUCCGCUGUGAAAUCUGAUUUCGAGGCUUCGAAAGAAAAGCUGCUGGUUGCAGAGACCAAUGUUGAUGAUCUCAAGCAGCAACUAGAGACUGCUCUGGGUGCCGAGGAGAUGAUUGAAGAGCUUGCCGACAAAAACAUGCGGUACCAGGAGGAGAUCGGUGAGCUCAAAGCUGCCAUUGAAGACUUGGAGGCUUUGAGAGAAAUCAGCGAUGAACUGGAGUAUACCCAUGUUGAGACUGAGAAACAGCUCCAAGAAGAGAUCGAUUAUCGUGAUGGCGUGUUCAACGAACAAUCCAGGAAAAUCACCCAACAAGAUGAAGUCAUUGAGGAUUUGGAGUACACAUUGUCUCGCUUCAGAGAACUAGUGACGAACCUCCAAGCUGAUUUAGAAGAUAUGCGAGCGUCUCAGCAGAUCUCAGAAGCCGAGGCCACUGAUCUCACGACACGAUCUCGCGCAAUGAUGGACUUGAACAUGAAGCUGCAUGCCUCGGUAUCAAAGGCUCAGACAAAGUCCAUCGAUGUUGAACUCAAGCGUAUGGAGGCAGAAGAAGCCGCACAACAUCUUUCGAUUGUGAAACUCUAUUUGCCUGAAUACUAUGAAGGCGAGCGGAAUGCCGUCCUGUCUUUACUUCGAUUCCAGCGUGUGAGCUUCAAGGCUGCUGUGAUGAGUGGCACGAUUCGUGAGCGCAUCGCCGAGCAAUCUGCAAUCUCAAGCCACGAGGAAAUCUUCAAUGCUUUGGGGGUCUCUGAGCAUCUUCUGUGGAUCUCGACUGUUUGCGAUCGGUUUGUGACUUAUAUUAAUGCCUGCACACCGGAACAAUUCAAUAGCACAAAGGCCGCUUUGUUUGAAAUGGAGCCUGUGGAGCGCACACUUAACUUCUGGAUUGAGAAUUUGAAGAAGAACGAAGUCAACAUGAGCAAGUUUUCUGUCGAAUUGCAACGAUCUAUCGCUCUUCUCGCGCAUCUGGCAGAAACCAUUCUUCCAUCGAGUCCGGAGAACUUUGCAGGUGAGAUAUGUAUGCGUGCAAACUUAUCUCAGGCAUACCUCGACCAUGCUGCUACGGCCAUCGCUCGACUGAAAGUUCUCAUCCAGUCCAAAUUGCCUGCUCCAAAGAAAGCCGGCGAAGGAAAUGAAGAGAGUGAGGGUGACGAAGUCGAUACAAGCAAUGAAGAAAUUGAAUUUGCUUUCAACAAACUCGAUGCUUUUGUUUCCCAUGCUCGUGGGUCCAAAGUAGCGAUGGGCAAAAUCUACCGGGCUGUUGAAGAUUUACGCUCAAGAUCUCUUGUACUUUCAGAGCAAGCCGAUGAACCAUUCAAGAAGACUGAGGUCUUCACGCGAGGGCUCUCAGAACUUGCUCGAAAGCUGGGCGAAGCUGUGCUUAGCCUAACGAGUGAUGAAGGUCGUGUUGAGCCCUACACUCUCCAGGAAAUUCUGGACAGUAUGUCGCAAGCCGCCACCGCUUUUCUGCAGGGCUCGGACAAUCCCACCGACGGAAAUGACCCGCUCGCCUUGCUAUUAAAUACAUUGCGGGACCUGGCCAGCCAACUUGAUGAGCUCGACUCAAUCUCCUCCGAUCUUUCUCGAACUACUGAGUUUGAGAGAGGUGCAUUCCCUUGGAUUGCGCGUGCAGCGGAGCUCAAGUCCAACAAAACCAUUUCACCGGACGCCGACGAAGAGAUUCGUCGCCUCAAGAAUGAGGUUCAUGAAGUGUCCACCGCCCUUGGCGUUAAGGACAACACUCUGGAAGAGCAAGGUAUCAAAAUCGAACUCCUCGAGUCGCGGAUGAAGGAAGCAAGCAAGAAAGCAUCCAUGGUCAAGGAUCUUGAGGCCAAGAUUGAAGAGAGUCAGACUAUGAGCGCCGAGCUGGAGAAGACUGUCGAACGACAGAAGAAGGAGCUUCAAACCGCCGAAGCAGAACGAGACGAAUAUAAGAAUCGCCUCGAAAGAAUGAAACGCGUUUCUGGAACUGCAGGUGUCACAACUACAGGCGGUGGUCUCGUCAUCGAUACCGAGGCUUCUUUGGCGGCAAUGCACGAGAACGAAACUCUUCGUGCCGAAGUGGAAAGUCUUCAAUCCGCCGUGCGUUAUCUGCGCGAAGAGAACCGCCGUGCGAAUCACAUGGACCCGUAUUCUGUCCAACGUUCAACUGAUAUGUACGCCUGGCUGGAUGCACCUCUUACUCGCUCGACUCCUACGGCAGAGCAAGAGAAAAUACAGCGCACAGCUCUGGAAAGCCGUGAUGUCUUUACUCAUCUGCUCAAGCUCACCAAGGACUCUCGUGUCCCAGAUCUGAAAUCUACAAUGGUCCCACGGGACAACGAGGAAGAAGGUACUAUCAACCGCACCGCAUGGCGUCCAUCCAAGUCUCGACUCCGGUACCAAGUGCUCCGGCAGCGUGAGAAUUUCGAACACUGGUCCGAAUGGCGUGACGACAUCGUCAACCAUGAGCGCGAACAAGAUCGACUGGCUGCUGCCAAGCGCGAGCGUGCGCUGCGUGAUCGCAUUCCGAAACAUGCCCACAAAGCCUCUGUUGAGUUCCCCCAGGGCCUUGGUCAUGGCAUGAUGGGUCGUGCAUGGCAAAUCCUGGGCAUGCAAAAUCCCCAUAAAAACAGCUCACAAAGCGGUCCUGUUCCCGAUGGUCUGGAAAUUGUGUCAGUGGAGUGA
Messenger RNA from Penicillium verhagenii, 4722 nucleotides. RefSeq lists its product as uncharacterized. The transcript has 5 exons. The record is from RefSeq and is a predicted model, not a curated record. Gene Ontology annotation, biological process: pyrimidine nucleobase metabolic process; nucleotide catabolic process. The coding region runs from base 1 to 4722 and encodes 1573 amino acids. Gene Ontology annotation, molecular function: nucleotidase activity. NCBI's taxonomy places the organism in Eukaryota, Fungi, Ascomycota, Eurotiomycetes, Eurotiales, Aspergillaceae.